AUGUUUUUCUCUUGCAUUCCAUUUUUCCAACAACUUACUGGAAUUAAUGUCAUCAUGUUUUACGCUCCCACUCUUUUCAAGAUCUUAGGAUUUGGUGAUGAUGCUUCACUCAUGUCUGCAGUUAUUAGUGGUGGUGUCAAUGUUGUUGUUACACUUGUUUCUGUCUUCACCAUAGACAAGUUUAGAAGAAGGAUAUUAUUUCUUGAGGAUGGCACACAAAUGUUUAUUUUCCAGGUUAUUAUUGGAAUUAUGAUUGCUACAAUGUUUGGAUUGACUCGCCAAGGAUCAUUUACAAAAGGCGAAGCCGACAUUCUUUUGUUCUUUAAUUGUGCAUAUGUUGCGGCAUUUGCAUGGUCAUGA
Lathyrus sativus (Indian pea) is the source of this 360-nucleotide messenger RNA. The record is from the annotation of a GenBank genome assembly. NCBI's taxonomy places the organism in Eukaryota, Viridiplantae, Streptophyta, Magnoliopsida, Fabales, Fabaceae.